This is a messenger RNA of Plasmopara halstedii, 1494 nucleotides long. RefSeq names its product Vacuolar sorting protein 9. Gene Ontology annotation, molecular function: small GTPase binding; guanyl-nucleotide exchange factor activity. The transcript has a single exon. The record is from RefSeq and is a predicted model, not a curated record. Bases 1 to 1494 code for a protein of 497 amino acids. Gene Ontology annotation, biological process: vesicle-mediated transport. Gene Ontology annotation, cellular component: endocytic vesicle; cytosol. Lineage: Eukaryota; Oomycota; Peronosporomycetes; Peronosporales; Peronosporaceae.
AUGGGCCUCGAGGAUCUUAGCGUAUUGGCUGCAAAUCUUGCAGCUGAGCGUGUUGUUGAUGCCAAAGGCGUGGCAACCGCUACUUCACCGAUUGCCGCGGCGUCUCCGAUCGAGACUGAGGCCGCAGCAAUGCGUCGCCGAACAUCAAUUCCCAGCACGUUCUCAUUCGGUGGCAUCGACCAUGCAAUUCCUACUUCAGAUAUCGGUCAGCGUCGCUGGCGAAGCUUUGAUGCAGCUCUUUCUGAGAAUACGGCCGCAUCUUCAGCACUUGACCAACUUACACGUCGCAUUCAAGAAGAGUCGCAACAUGUGCUUAAGCGCAAGGCACGAUUGUCCAAGCGGCGUGAACUCCUUCGUAGCGUCAAAGGCUGGAUCAGCUCUAGUCGCCGUGAUCAAGUUGCGCUGUUGCAGAUGCAACUUGUAGCUGAGGUAGCCACGAGUAACCGUUCUCUUGCUGUGCUUGGUGAUAUGCGCACGCUGCUUGAGCUUGACGAGGCCGAUGACCUUGCUUCUGGAACCCAGCGUCACCGAUCUAGUUUCGCCGCAAGUCAGACACUUCUCGACGGUAUUGAGCAGUCAGAUCGUGCACUUGCGGAAGAUUGGUUGAGACAAGUGCUGCAAUUACAAGCUAAUUACUUGGCAAAGCUGAUGAAGCUUCAUCGUCAGAAGAAUCUUGAGCCGAACGGAUUGACACUUCAGCAAUUACUCGACCAGGUAGUCAGUGUGACCUCCUAUAAAGAUGAACCAACACCCGCACUCGUACGAUUUGAGAAGCUGCUGAGUCGGCAGAAACUUCUCAAGCCAGAUCUCAAGAGAGCACUGGACAAGCUUUGCUUGGACACCAUGCGCUCAUUUACACGAUCUUGUAGUCAACCUGGACCAAAGACAGUUUUUGAUGAGAGAGAAGCUCGCGAUGUCAUGAACUCACUCGUUGAAGAGAUUGUAAACGCUGUUGCGGCUGAGGCCAAGCUUGAGCAGACUCAACUGCCGGCCCUGCGUAUGUUUGUGGAGCAUAUGGUAUUCUGUCGCCUCGCUUGUGCGUGCUAUCGUGACACUGAAGCUGACUUAGACGAGCUCAAUGCCUCUUGGCGAGAACAAGCAGCUAAGAUGCGCGAGUUGAGUCUGGAUGAGAUUGGUGUACCAGUAAAAAUUCCAGAAGAAGUCAAGCAUCAAGAGAUUUUCAGUGAGUCUAUUGCUGCCUUCAACAAGAUCCCACAUCUUGUGCCUUCAAGUGUUUUAUCGUCUAUGAUGCGAGCUGUUUGCACGCUGUACCGUGAAUCGAAAAACGGAUUGGGUCUAGACAGCAGCUGCAUCUCGGCCGACGUGUUGCUUCCAUUGCUAGUCUAUGUGCUUAGCCGAAGCGAGCUGCCACAUUUGCACUCACAGGUGUAUUUGAUGGAGCAGUAUGCUAUUGACGAAUCUCAGGAUGGCUCCGAAGCUGCCUACUAUCUCGCAUGUUUACAAGCUGCCAUGUGUUACAUAAUGGGCAACUGA